CCGCCGCCGCCGCCGCCGCCGCCGCCGCUUCCACCGGGAUUUAACCGGGGCUUGGAUGCUUUCACCUCCCGUCUCCACUUCGGGAGGGCAUGUGCGCGGGGGCAGCGGGCCGCCCCCAGCGGAGCCCCCCCGCGCCCUGACUGCACGCUGAGGGGCUCCGCCGCCAGUCCCGUCCCGCCGCCGGCCCCCGAGGACGGGGAGCGGCCCCCCCUGGCCGGUGGGUACCGGGCGGGGGGCGGCGGGUACCGGCAACUUGUGUUUAGCGUCCGGCGCUACCGACCGGGGGGACCCCCCGCCGCUCUACCCGAGGAGAUUUGGGUUUAAACUUUGGGUUUUGGGGAGCCCCGAAGAUGCCUUUCCACCCGGUGACGGCGGCGUUGAUGUACCGGGGGAUCUACACCGUCCCCAACAUCCUCGCCGAGCAGCGCCCCGUGGAGAUCCCCGAGGAUGAGCUGGAGGAAAUCCGGGAAGCCUUCAAGGUGUUCGACCGGGAUGGCAACGGGUUCAUCUCCAAGCAGGAGCUGGGCACGGCCAUGCGCUCCCUGGGCUACAUGCCCAACGAGGUGGAGCUGGAGGUCAUCAUCCAGCGCCUCGACAUGGACGGCGACGGGCAGGUGGACUUUGAGGAGUUUGUGACGUUACUGGGGCCCAAACUGUCCACCUCGGGCAUCCCGGAGAAGUUCCACGGCACCGACUUCGACACCGUGUUCUGGAAGUGUGACAUGCAGAAGCUGACGGUGGACGAGCUGAAGCGGCUGCUGUACGAGACCUUCUGCGAGCACCUGUCCAUGAAGGACAUCGAGAACAUCAUCAUGACGGAGGAGGAGAGUCACAUGGGCACGGCCGAGGAGUGCCCCGUGGACGUGGAGACCUGCUCCAGCCAGCAGAUCCGCCAGACCUGCGUGCGGAAGAGCCUCAUCUGCGCCUUCGCCAUCGCCUUCAUCAUCAGCGUGAUGCUCAUCGCCGCCAACCAGGUGCUGCGCAGCGGCAUGAAAUAGUGGGGUCACCCCGCGGCCCCGGGGCGAGGAGGAGAGAGCUAUAAAUAUAUAUAAAUAUAUGUCCGUCCAUCCAUCCGUGGCCCAGAGACUCGCCUUGUCCCCCACCCGGGGAGGGGGGCGGCGAGGGGACCGGGGGGUGUCCCCGCCGUGCCGGGGCGGUGCCAUCGCAUGGACACUUCGGUAACGGCACCGCCGCCCACCGACCCCCCCUCGCCGGGCAAAAACCAACCUGUAAGUGCAUGGAACGUGCAUGGAGCCCCGUGUGCCCCCUCCCCCCCGCGGCGGCUCCCGCCGGGUACUCCGAUCCAACGUUAUAGCUCGUAUUUAUGAUCAACCAAAUCAUCCCCUAAGCAAUACACGCGCCUGAGAUGGUUCCUAGAGCCGGGAGCGUUUGCAUGGACUUGGCUGCCAAGGGCUGGAUUUCACCCCCCCCCCUCAAAGCCCACCCCUGUCCCCCACUCCCUGUGCCGUGCCUCGGUUUCCCCACCUGCCCAGUGCGGGGACAUUCCUGACCUCCUGCUUGAUGCACUUUGAGCCGACCCCUCCCUGGGAAGAGCCGGAGCGACCCCAGGCCGGGGAGCCCCGAGCCCCCCGAGCCCCCCCAGCCUGUAUGUAGCACCCACCUGGGCACUGGACUGGUUCGGAUUUGGGGCGGUUUCUCAUUCUUUGGUUUGUUUUUUUUUUGGGGGGGGGAGUUUGGGGUGGGUUGUUUUGGUUUUUUUUUUCGUUCUUCCUGGUUGGUUGUUUCCGAUCUGAAAUAAAACUGGGAUUUCUGAAGCG
Molecule: messenger RNA, 1778 nt
Organism: Myiozetetes cayanensis
Lineage: Eukaryota; Metazoa; Chordata; Aves; Passeriformes; Tyrannidae
Gene: CABP7
Product: calcium binding protein 7
Exons: 5
Coding region: 351-998 (215 amino acids)
Molecular function (GO): calcium ion binding
Source: RefSeq, a predicted model, not a curated record